CCAGAAGCGAGCCGGCCAGCACCCUUAUUUUUUCACUACAGCGGCCGCUGGUUGGUCGGAUUCGUAUUCGCAAACCACAUACAAUACAUUUCACCGCCUGCCAAUCUAAACACAGCCCACCCCAAAUCUUGGUUCAGGCGGCUCUACAGAACCCGCGUACAGCGCCGUAGCAGCCACUCAGGGGUCGUUCUUUUCUCGCCCGCCUGGCAGAAAAUAAUUGAACGCGAUUAGCAUUCGAUGGCUGCGAGUACGCUCAAGACUAGCUUAGCCAAAUAAAACGUCCCACCUCCCCUUUCUUCUUAAACCUGCGCUGCUGCUCAUUCUUUUGCAACUCCAUCCGCAUCCUCUCUCAUUCUCCUCUACUCUCUAAUUCUCUCUCCCCUCGAGGACCAUUUCAUUCAACAUGGCUCCUUCUGCCACAUCUAACCUCGAGCGCGAGGACCACGCCCGUGAUGCCGCCUUCAACAAGGCCAUGCACGGCAAGUCUGCCCAGGCCAAGGGCGGUAUUGCUGCCAUGUUCUCCAAGGGCGGUGACGCCAAGAAGGCUGCUGUUGACGAGUACUUCAAGCACUGGGACAACAAGCCUGCUGAGAACGAGACCGCUGAGGAGCGCGCUGCUCGUACUGCCGAAUACGCUACUCUCACCAGACAUUACUACAACUUGGCCACUGACCUGUACGAGUACGGCUGGGGACAGUCCUUCCACUUCUGCCGUUUCUCUACCGGCGAGCCUUUCUACCAGGCCAUUGCUCGUCAUGAGCACUACCUUGCCCACAGCAUUGGCAUCAAGGAGGGCAUGAAGGUCCUCGAUGUCGGCUGCGGUGUUGGCGGCCCUGCCCGUGAGAUUGCCAAGUUCACUGGCUGCCACGUUACCGGCCUCAACAACAACGACUACCAGAUCGACCGUGCUACCCACUACGCUGCCAAGGAGGGUCUCUCCAACCAGCUCGACUUUGUCAAGGGUGACUUCAUGCAAAUGUCUUUCCCCGACAACACCUUCGAUGCCAUCUACGCGAUUGAGGCUACCUGCCACGCCCCCACCCUCGAGGGCAUCUACAGCGAAAUCUUCCGCGUCCUCAAGCCCGGUGGUGUCUUUGGUGUCUACGAGUGGCUCAUGACUGACGAGUACGACAACGACAACAUCCGCCACCGUGAGAUCCGUCUCGGUAUCGAGCAGGGUGAUGGUAUCUCCAACAUGUGCAAGGUCUCCGAAGGCCUUGCCGCCAUCAAGGCUGCCGGCUUCGAGAUGCUUCACCACGAGGAUCUUGCUGACCGCCCCGACCCCUUCCCCUGGUGGUGGCCUCUGUCUGGUCAGCUCAAGUACCUCCAGAGCGCUGGUGAUCUCUUCACCAUUGUCCGUAUGACCCACUGGGGCCGCUUCAUUGCCCAUGGCUUUGCUGGUCUCAUGGAGACGCUUCGCCUGGCUCCCGCCGGCACCAAGAAGACUGCCGACAGCUUGGCGCUGGCCGCUGACUGCCUGGUUGCUGGUGGCCGUGACCACCUCUUCACUCCCAUGUACCUCAUGGUUGCCCGCAAGCCCGAAUAAGUGCUGCGAGCCGCUAGGAAAGGAAAUAUACAUGACGAUGGAGUUUGUUUUUUGAAAAGAAAAGUCAAAACGCAUGAAUGAACGGGGAAGGCAUUAUCACAAAAGCACACAGCCUCGUCGGAAGGUGCAGCGCAUUGCAAAACGCUCCGGUGGUGCGCAGCCGACGAGGGAAAGCAAGUUUCACGGAUCACUAGACAUCAGGAUUCCCUAUCUCUCUUUUUUUUACUCUUUUUCUUAUAAGAAUUCAUGUAAUUAUAGCAACUACAACUGGCUAAUCAAUAUUUCGACAAGAGAAUUUUAUUACUAUUAUUUCAUAACUUAAGUUUGAUCCUCAUUAAGCUUUGCGAUCGUUGCGUUUCUCGGGACACGCAGCACUGCCGCCUCUAAAAUUAGAUUAGCUGCGUGCCUGGUCGCGCAUGGGGCUGAAGUUGCAUUAGCGCCUGCUGCCAGUGCCGCCACGGGGCCCCUUAGACGGCUGUCACUGGCUUCAGAGCACUCUGAGACACAGUGGCCGAAAACAGUCAGUAGCAAAAUUUCUAUUCAACUAGAAAAAAAUAGAAUAGUAUUAACCUAAUUGCAAAAAUACUCCGUUCCCGUAAACUUUCUAAUUCGUGUGUAUGUGUAUAUGUACAAUUCUAAUACGAUGAUGCUAUCCUUGUCGCUCGUAUUGAGCCAUGCUGUGGCUCCCGUUGUUUAGAUUCUGCUGUCAGGGCCUUUGACCAGGCCGAAAACGCAUCAGUCUCUGUUUGCGAAUGCCAACGAAAUAAAAAUAAAAACGAAAUGAGAGGAAUGCCCAGCGUUUGCAGUCGUACAAGCAAGGCAGCGCAAUGCCAAUUGGCGCAAAACAAAAAAAUCAGAGACACAAGGGAGGGCGUAUCAACCUUUGUUGUGGUAGUGCGCCAUCUCGAGGCCAGCUCGUCGGAAUCCGCACUUGAUGUAGAAGCCCUCGUUGGUUUCGCUGCAGUCGAGGAUUGUCUUGUAGCAGCCGACGUUCUUCGCGACGUAGUCGAGAGCCUGGAUCAUGCGCAGGCCGAGCUUCUUGCCCUGCUGGUCCUUGGCGACGGCGAUGUCUUCGAUGUGGCCGACACGACCAAGGCUGUGAAUGCUGUUUGUUGUUGGUGGUUAGUUUGCAAUGCUCAUCAGAUUCUCAAAAGUAUUCGCCAUUAAACGUACAACUUGCGCUCUACCAUCAAAGCGCCAGUAGCAACAACAGCAUGUUCCUUUCUCGCUGUGUCCUCAAUGACCAUGAUGUAGUAGCCCUCCUGCUCGUCCAUGGCGUCGUACUGCUUCUGGAAGUCCUCCUCGGUGAUCUCGCCCACGGUCGUCAGCACGCGGAGGCAGUCGAGGAAGCCAGAGUUAUAAUCGGAGCGUCGCAGAGCGCGGAAUCUGUAGCCAGGUGGCAGCUGGGCGGCGACCUCUGGGGAUACGAGGUCCAAGCCAAAGAGGCCCGUCUCUUGGUCUUGCUGUUGCAUGGUGUCGCCGUUUGCGUUUGUUGCGGGAGAAGAAGCUCCAAUGGCUGGCGAUGUCGAUACGGCAGAGGCGAUAGGGUAAAAAUACUGCGCAAAGGAGUUGAUAAGGUCGAACAUGAUGCAGGUGGGUGGAAACGAUGACACGAUAAAGAAAGC
Messenger RNA from [Torrubiella] hemipterigena, 3171 nucleotides. Lineage: Eukaryota; Fungi; Ascomycota; Sordariomycetes; Hypocreales; Clavicipitaceae. The record is from the annotation of a GenBank genome assembly.